Messenger RNA from Rhagoletis pomonella (apple maggot), 967 nucleotides. Its product is annotated as ceramide glucosyltransferase-like. Gene Ontology annotation, cellular component: membrane. Gene Ontology annotation, biological process: glucosylceramide biosynthetic process. Lineage: Eukaryota; Metazoa; Arthropoda; Insecta; Diptera; Tephritidae. Bases 377 to 955 code for a protein of 192 amino acids. Gene Ontology annotation, molecular function: ceramide glucosyltransferase activity. The transcript is spliced from 5 exons. The record is from RefSeq and is a predicted model, not a curated record.
AUAAGGUUCAAGUGAACUGCAUGUCUCAUAUAAAUUUUAUAGGCUCUGUAACCGUAGUUUGUUAGGAAGUGAUAUAUUGAUAUAGGAAAGAAACUUACAUUUCGCAGAAUUAAUUUACCUACAAAACAUAGUAUAUAAACCAUCCAAAUUCUUAUAAUUGACUGCGUGCAAGUACCUUGGUGCGUUUAUAUGAUUGUGUACAUAUAUCUCAUGUACACAAAGAUUUCACCGAAAUAUGAAACAUAAAAUCAGUAAAUAUAAACAAAACCACAAAAUAACUACAAAAAAUCAGCAUCUCAAACCAUAUCAAAUUUAUAUGCACAAUCGGAGAAUAAGCUCAAAGCGAUCAUCGUGGCUUAUUCUUUGAAAAAGCAACAUGUCACAUUUACCAAACCCGCUAUUUGGUUUCGCAAUUUGUCUACUUGUGUUCUGGUGUGGAACUUGGUGUGUUCAUCUUUUGGCCAUUUGCUACGGAAAAUUUAAACUUCACAAGAAAUCGUGCAAUUAUCCAAAUGAAACCCCGCUGCCUGCAGUAUCUAUUCUAAAACCACUCAUGGGAACUGACCCAAAUUUGGAGCAUAAUCUUGAGUCAUUUUUUAUAAUGGAUUACCCAAUGUAUGAGUUGUUAUUUUGUAUAGAAGAUAGCGUUGACCCAGCUAUUAAUAUUGUACAAAGUUUAAUGACGAAAUAUCCUCAAGUGGACGCCUCAUUGUACAUGGGUGGUUCGAAGGUUGGUAUUAAUCCAAAAAUUAAUAAUAUGCAGCCUGGUUAUGCAGCUGCUAAAUAUGAGCUGAUUAUGAUAUCGGAUAGCGGCAUUAAAAUGAAGAAUGAUACUCUCCUUGAUAUGGUAAAUAAUAUGACAGACAAGUAUGCGCUUGUACAUCAAAUGCCGUUUACAUGCGACCGCGAAGGCUUUGCUGCUACUUUUGAAAAGGUAAACCACAUUUUAAUCUAGUUACAUCUUAUA